Molecule: messenger RNA, 7008 nt
Organism: Macaca mulatta (Rhesus monkey)
Lineage: Eukaryota; Metazoa; Chordata; Mammalia; Primates; Cercopithecidae
Source: RefSeq, a predicted model, not a curated record
AUGACCGAGCUCUCAGCCACCAGAUCCCCCAGCCCCUUGGGGGUGCUCAGGGGUGGGCACAGCCCGGCCGCGGCCCCAGCACACACAGGGCGGGAGCAGGGGCGGGGUGCGCCAGCCCCGCAGUGUGUUCGGAGCCCAGCGGCUCUGAGUCGCCGCCACCAGCCUGGCCGCCUUCUGCUCCACGUAAGUGAAGUCAGCCGUCUAGGGCUGCGUUUCCAGCCAUCUGUCCCUCCACAGAGGCUCACACCUCCCUCCCCGCUGUUCCCACAGCCUGGCUCCGGGCCUGCCCAACACAGAUGGACGCUUCCCAAAGGCUGUGCGCGCCAUCGCUGCCACCGGGCUGUGCCGAGGCCUGCGGCCGUCAGGACCCCAGAGACGGCGCGCCAGGCAGGGUCCAGGCCCCCCAGCGCGGACCACCCUGAGCCCGCCGGGCAGCGCCGGGGACCCGGGCGGGAGAGGGAGGGGCUGGAGGGAGCUCUGGACCCUCCUUCCCAGCCCGGCCGCCGGCACCUCGGCCUCUCCCAGGGCCGCCCUCGGCCUCCCCACUCCCGAGUCCCCGUCACGCGGGCCGCGGGGCCUUUGUUAGGAAAACCGGGCGGCCCCAGGGGAGCCCGCGGGACUUCCAGCGCCCGGGCGCGUCGUUUCCCCCUGAAGUUUCACCGCAGCCCCCGCAGGUCAGGCUCCGCUCACAGGGGGCUGCGCUCAGCCCGGAUGGGUGGGCGCUGGGCGGGCUGGCUCCACCCUGCCGUGGGCACCAACUUUGAAAACGGCCCGUGCGCUCCACUCGGCUGCGGCGCAGAUCCGGGAACGGCAGCCGCGGGCGGAGUCGGGGGAGAGCGGCGGCGGCGCGCGGGGCGGACGCGGCACUUACGGCCGCACACACCCACCUCGCAGCAGUCGGUGGCCGCGGGUCUCGCAGCUUUAGAGCCGCGGCUUCUGGCGGCCGCGCGGGAGGCUGAACGGGGUCACACGGCUUCCCUGCUUCUCUUCCUCAUGCCUGGCCCCCUCUCCUCCUCUCCCGUCUCUCUUCCCGUCUCUCUUUCUGGAUCUGUUUGCGCUUGUUCUGCAUUCCCCUGUUCUCCAGGGCAGGAACUACAUUGGUCCGUUCACUCCUCGCCUGGACCGGCACCGGCACAGAGGGUCAGGAGUCUUAGCACCUGUCUUCCGGGUCUCCAUCCCUCCCUUUGUUUGUUGAGUGACUGUUUGUUCUCAUUUCCUCAUCACACAGUUCUUCAAGAGGUAUCAUUAUCCGCAUUUUAUUUUAUUUUCACCUUCUUUUCUGUUACCUAUAUGUUUGAAUUUUUCUGUAAGUAUUUUUGUUUUAUCUUUGCUUUUUUCAAUUAAAAAAUCAGUUUUAAAAUUGCACCUGCAGUACAAAAUCGGCGUGGCUGCUGGGUUUGUUGCCAUUCCCUCCCCUUGGGUCUGUGGCUUCUCAGCCCCAGCUCGGGUCAGACCUGCUGCCAUGGCCCCAGGGUGGGCACAGGGCUCAGAGCUCAGAGGACAGUCACGCAGGCAGCCGCGGCCCCAGCGAUUGGUCCAGGAGGAGGGCAGGUGACCACACGUGGCCAGUCACAAUCCUUCCCCUGGGAGUUUUUGAACUGGAACAGGAGAGGAAGAACUUCUUUGGUCUGCGUGGGAGGCAAGCCCAGAGUGGCCUGGACGGCUGCUGGGAAGAGAGGGUGGGCAGAGCGGCCAAGGGCGUGCUAAUGGUUGGGUCUGUGGGGCCUGAAGCCGGUGCCCCUGCCCUUCCUGUAGUUGGGUGCUUGAGCCAGCACAGUCCCAGGUCUCCCUGAUGCCUUCGAGCUGGGUUUCUGUCACUUGCGGCUGCAGCAUUCUGGCACAGACCCUUGGCAGAGGUGGGUUUGGGUCUCCCCAGCCCCAGCAGCCCCAGGAGGCUGUGAGAUCUAAGCCGGAAGCUGCUCUGGGCACCUGAGUGCUGAGAGCCUGAGUGAUGGGAACAGGCCUGCUGCGGUGCAAAGGCAGAGCGACUCAUUUUUAUCAGCCAGAGACCUGGCCAGGCCCCAGGGUGGACAGUCUCCAAACCGCACGCAUCCCCGGCACUGACAAAGCCGUCUAUCAUCACUGGAGCGAGGGCACCCAGGGAGGCUCUGCCAGGCCACGGGGUGAGGGAGCUGCCUCCCUCCAAUCCUUUUCCUGCGGGGCACUGAGACGGCUUUCAGCAAGACAAAUCCGGCUGUGCCACUCCCUGCCCGAGAGAGAGUCUCAGCUCCCGCGCAUGGGAUGCUGCUGCUCACCCCCACCGCCUCUCUGAGCUCCGGCCUCACAGGCACACGCCGCCCAUCUGCCCGGAACCUUCUGCCCACAGACUCCUCUCAGCCUCAGGUCCCGCUGAGUGGCCAUUCCUGCUGGGAGGCAGGGAUUCCCUGAUCUGCCCUUCCUGAGUCCGGGACAGACGCCUCCCGUCCCCCCAGGAUAGCCCCUUCACAAUUGUUCACAGGUCUCUGUGUUCUCCUUGAACAAGUAUUUGGCGGACCCCCUGGAGCCACAGCCCGAGGCUUCCUGCCCCCGCCCCCGGCACCCUGGGGACGGAAUGUCCAGGACCCCACACAGGGCCUGUGUCGAGCGGUGUCAUCGGGUUUGCUGCUGAAUGAGCAGAUGAUCUAAUGAGUGACCAUCCUCACCCACGACAAAAAACGCAACCUGGUCUCCAUCUGCCCAAUAGAUCGGCCCCCAGUCUCGCUGUCCCCAGCAAUGACAGAGGAGGAGCAACAAGGAGCGCCGUGCCUGGGCGGAGCCAUCGCCUCUGUCCCUCAGCUGGGCUUGUCACACUCAGCCAGACCUGCUCCUGGUGGAAAGGCCGAGGGACUCUUAUUUCUGCCUUUGCAUCCCUUUCUCACAGGCCCUGCGGGGCUGACAGCCAGUGGGGGAUGGCUCCACUUCAGAUGACUUUGUGGCUGCCGUGGGCCUUGUCACCUGUGUUGUGAGCGACAGAGAUGUCCACAGAGCAUGUGGGCUCUGCUCCUGCCCUGGGCGAUUGAGGGCAGGCGGCCUCUAACAGCUGACACCAUGUCAGGACAAUGGCCACCGAGCCGGAGGCCAUUUCCUCUGGAGUCCUGGUGCUUCUGGACUCAGGCGUGAAUGUACCGUGGCCAUGCCUGGGUGUGGUCAUGGCCCCUCUACAGCUGCCAGUCAGAGAGCUGCCCAGGAGCUCCCAUUCCUCCUCUGAAGACUUCAAAUCCCACCACUGACCAAGACAGCCCCCUGGCCACAGUGGGCGCCCCCAGCCACCACGAUGGUACCCCAGCUGCUAUGGAAAGUCCCCUGACCACAAAGGCACCCUGUCCACCAUGAUAGGCCGGCCACCCAUCUACUCUGACAGCCCCCUGCGGCGACAGCCCUGCCCAAGGCUCCUGACGCCGCCCAGGGCUCCUGACCCCGCCCAGGGCUCCCAACCCCCAGGCCUACUGAGUUCCUGCUCCCUGAGGCUUUGGGAAAGAGACCCUGGAGUUAGCUGUCUGUAGGAGAGCCCUGGAGGGCGGCUGCCUGGCCCCAGCCCCAGAGGCCGUGUAGAGCUUCCAGACAGAAUGGCCAGGAAACCUGGGUCGGAGCCCUGUUUACCACACGUGUGACGGAGGGCGAAGACCCGCUUCACGGGAGAAUCCCAUGCACACGGAGCUCACGGCCUGUCCCAGGGUGGGCGGGAGACCUUCACCCACCCACCGGGUCCCCGGGACACAGCGUGUCCGCCUGCUUGUCCCCGGGGCUCUCAGGGUUCUCUGCUCUUUGACUGAGCCCAGGGACGACCCUGCUCCCCCAGACUCAGAGCCCAGCAGCUCCUGGAGGGUGGAGGGUGGAGGAACGCAGAGCUUCUACAGGCCUCACAGGCAUGGCCCAUUUCAGUUCCAUGGGUUGGGGCUUCCCAGGAGGGGACAUGGAGGCCCAGAAGGCAUUUGUCUGGAGUCACACAAUCCCAUGGCAGAGGGAGGCGAGGCUGGGACCCACAGGCUCUGUCUCCAUCAGCCCAACCUGCAGCUGCCCCACCUGGCCUGGUGUCUGUUCCUGGAAGACCUGCUGGUGGUGCCCCGGGAGAAAGGCGUUCCAGGCGUGGCCGGCGGGGGGACGGCAGGGGGACUGGCGUCUGCUCCUCGGCUGCCUCCCUGACUGAGUUUUGAACUGGACUGCGUGACCCUGCCCUCCCUCCAUGCCUGCUCCAGGUAGCGUCACAAGGGCCUGCAGCAGCUGCACCGAGCCCGGCCCCCGGGGUUCUUGGCUGCCCGGCACCCUCUUGUCCACACCGUACUUUGCCAGGGCCUCUUAAAUGCAGAGGCUGAACCACAGACGGAGUGGCUCACCCGGAGACUGCAGCAGCCUGAAGUCGGGGCCCUCUACGUCUUCGUCCCGCUCUCCCCCCGAACAAAGCCGCCCUUGGGCUUCAGGAUCCAGAGGCUGUGCCCACGGGCAGCUGCCCAGCAGAAUCACCGUCGCGCGGGACUGGUUGCUGGCUCCUCCCCCAUCGACCCACUCUCCAGAAUCUUCCCUCUCACCAAAUGCUCCAGGUGGCUCUAACCUCACAGUCUGGGCAGCCAGCUGAUGGCCCCAGAGGUUCCCGGUCAGAAGUGCUGCCUUUCCCUGCCCUCAGGACACCCGCACCCCACGCCAGGGCACCCAGGACGGAUGCCACUGCCUUUCAGGGCUAGCAGCAGACAUGGCAGAGCUCUUUCUGGGGGGCUCCCACCUGACCCGGGACAACAGUGCUGCUCACACAGCACAAAUGGGGUCGGAGCUUGCUCAGAGACCACGGCACCCCUCAGCCCGGGGAGGGUGAAACGGAGGUGACAGCCAGUCCCUCCACCCCCAGGCACGUCACCCUGCUGACCUCCACACCUGUCCUCACUGUACAUCUAGGAGGCCCAGAGAGGGUCGGUGGCUCCCCUGAGACACACAGCUGUGACGAGACAAGGUUCUCAACAGACUGUCAGCCGAGCACAGAUAAACUCAAAAGCAGAUGCACGCAGUGGAAUACUAUUCAGACAUAAGAAGAAAGGCAGGUCCGACACACCCUCUAGCGGGAUGGACCCAGAAAACACGGGUGAGUGGAAGAGCUGGACACAGGAUCCCACUUACACAGAAUGCCGGAAAAGACAAAUCCACAGACGCAGGAAGCAGAUGAGUGGUGGGCAGGGCUGAGGGAGGGAACGGGCCUGACUGCCCACAGGCAUGGGAUUUCUUUUGGGGGAAAAUGCUCUAAAACUUGUUAGCAGUGAUGGUUGCACACCCCUGUGACUCUGUUAAAUGCCACUGACUUGUGUACUUGAGAUGGGUGAGUGGUAAGAUGUGUGGGUUAAACCUCAACAAGGCUGCUUGAAAGUCACAGCAGACCUGGAACCAAAGCUCCUGUGAGCCGCUCGCACUCCCUCGCUCACAGAGAGGCCACGGAACUUUGUCGGCGCACCGGGCACUAGCGGGAUGGGUGUCAAGGCCGUGCAUGCCCACGAAGCCAUAGGAAGCCUGGUCAGGCUGUCAGAGCCUCAGACGGCACAAGCCUAUCCUGAGAGGAAAGGGCCCUGGAUGCACGCUGUGGGCGAAGAGGCCUAAAAUAGCCCAAAGCUCCCGGGGAGAAGUUGAGGUUGAUGUGGUCACUUCGAAUGGGGAACUCCUCCAAGAAGGAAAGGAGAAGUUUUAUGUGGGGCGGGGGCGUCAGAGUAAUGCCAGGUCCUGGUGCAGAGCUCGUGAGUGCCCCACGUCCCCGGACAUCACCCACGUGUCGUCUGGAGCAGAAGCCGGCUGGUGGAGAGGCGUCCUCCCCAUUCUCAGAUGGGGAGACUGAGGCCUGGGUGGGGGCAGGUGGAGAAGCACAGUCGCCACCCAGCAGCCCAGCACUAACUUUGGAGGGAGACAAACUCGCUCCCCCAGGGCCGGGGGCUGGGGGCCUGGGUGUGGCCUUCGGAAGGAGAUGAACUUGCUCAUGGCCCAGGUCUGCGCCGGCUCUGCUCUUCCCACUGCAGGCUGUGGGUCCUCUGCAGGCCUCUCUCAUGCUGCAGACCUGGCUCCCUCAGGGGAUGGUCAGAGUGGGACCCUGUACCGCCUUGGCCUCCCUUUUCCCGUUGCCUCCAUGGAGCAGGCCUGAGUUCCCAGAGGGCUGAUUCCUCUGUGCCCCGACCCCUGGCAGCCCUGUCAGCUGCUCAUUCACCCAACAGAUGAGUGCUGCAUGCCUGGGCUGUGCCACCCCAACCCAGGGCCAGGAUUCGGAGGGGAACAGAGAGAAAGCCCCGUCCUCGCGAUGCCAAGGUCCUAGCAGCUGGACGGACAACGCCCCUGUUGAUUGACGGGCUGAGUCAUGUGCCGACGCCCUUACUGGCAGGCACGCCGCAUGUGCCAGAGGUUCAGGCCUGGCCUGGGCCCGCCGUGUCCUGGUCUGAUACACGCUACACGGACAGUCACACGAGCAGCUGCUGCGGCCAUGGACGGGCGGUGGGGACGGGGCAUGACGCUGUCGGGGAGCAGAGGGGCCUCCUUGCAGAAGAGAGUUGAAGUAGUCCUGGUGAUGACGAUGGGCUCCCAGGAGACGCAGAGAGAACACCUGUGCACAGCCAAGGACGGAGAGAACUUGUGGGCACACCUGGGGCUGGAGGCAUGUAGGUGUUCAGGGUCUGCGAGGAGGCCCGGGCACUGGGGCAGCACCCAGCGCUUACAGAGCCUGCAGGUCUUGGACAGAGGUGCUGGCACAGGCAGGAGGUGGCAUGGGUCAUACCACCGGUAAAAACCAUGCGCAGUAGAGAAUGUUCUAGAAAUAAAUGUGAUGCUGUGAUUGCCUGAGAAGGAAUCCAGGUGCAGGAGAGGGAGGGUCCCAGGAGAACCCUCCUUUUCCUCCUCCUUCCUCCCAGCUGCUGGGAAAGGUGAUGGAGGGAAAAUGGGAGCAGGGCAGAGAUGGUGUCUGGGAUCACUGGAGGAAACGUGGCUCAUUGUUUAACAAGAUCAUUAAACCUGUCAUCCCAGCACUUUGGGAGGCCGAGGUGGGCAGAUCACCCAAGGUCAGGAGAUCGAGAC